UUUUUAAGUUAGACUAUAUUUACUCAAAUUUAAUUAGAUUAGUUUUUAACACCUCUGCAUGACAGCAACAUACGAAUAAGUGGACAUUUCUCCCUACUUAUCGAUAUUUUCCAACCGGACCCCACACCCCAAUCCAAUUUGUUUCACCAGCACAUUAAACUCAGCCACCCGUGUGCUCUUUCCCUCCCCCCACUUUCCUCCACUCCCCCCUUUAAAUUCUUCCUCCCCCUUAAAAUCCCACUCUCAUUUUAAUUUCUUUCACCACUUUCCCAAAAAUUAAAAAAAAAAACAUGGACCUCUUUUUCACACUCACUCUCUCCCUCACCUUCACCCUCAUCUCCCUCCUCCUCUUCACCCUCCGCCGUAGGCGGUCCCACACCCUCCCCCCCGGUCAAACGGGUCUCCCCCUCAUCGGGGAGACCCUCCAACUCAUCUCGGCCUACAAAACCGAGAACCCCGAACCGUUUAUCGACGAUCGCGUUAAACGGUUCGGGCCCAUUUUCACCACCCAUGUUUUCGGUGAACCCACAAUAUUUAGCGUCGAUCCUGACGUUAAUAGAUUCAUACUCCAAAAUGAAGGCAAGUUGUUUGAGUGUAGUUACCCGGGUUCGAUCUCGAAUCUUCUUGGAAAAUACUCGCUUUUGUUAAUGAAAGGGAGUUUGCAUAAAAGGAUGCACUCUCUUACUAUGAGUUUUACUAAUUCUGCUAUUAUUCGUGAUCAUCUUUUGCUUGAUAUUGAUCGUUUGAUUAGCUUUAAUUUGGAGUCUUGGCCUUCUAAAGUCUUGCUUAUGGAGGAAGCUAAAAAGAUUACAUUUGCAUUAACAAUGAAGCAGCUAUUGAGUUUUGAUCCUUGUGAAUGGACCGAGAGCCUUAGAAAAGAGUACCUACUUGUUAUUGAUGGCUUCUUCAGCAUUCCCCUGCCUUUCUUCUCUACCACGUACAAUCGCGCCAUUAAAGCUAGGACUAAAGUGGCCGAGGCACUAAAUUUGGUGGUAAGGGAGCGGAGAAAAGCAAAGGAGAUAGGCGAUAGAAAAAACGACAUGUUAGGGGCAAUGCUCGACGAGGAGGCCGGUGGCGGACUCUCCGAUGAGAUGAUAGUGGAUUUUCUAGUGUCUUUGUUGGUGGCAGGGUAUGAGACCACUUCCACAACAAUGACUUUAGCAGUCAAAUAUUUAACCGAGACCCCUCUUGCUCUUGAUCAACUCAAGGAAGAACAUGAAAAGAUAAGAGCUAAGAAGGGUGAAGAUGAGCCAUUGCUGUGGACAGAUUACAAAUCAAUGCCCUUCACUCAAUGUGUUGUGAAUGAGACUUUACGCGUGGCAAACAUCAUCGGAGGCAUAUUUAGACGUACUACAUCAGAUGUUCACGUUAGUGGCUAUACAAUACCAAAGGGGUAUAAAGUGUUUGCGGCAUUUAGGGGUGUACAUAUGAAUGAUGAAUACUUUAAGGAUGCUCGAAAAUUCAAUCCAUGGAGAUGGCAGAGCGAGUCAGCAGCAUGCCCUCCUAGUGCAUUCACUCCGUUUGGUGGAGGCCCAAGAUUGUGCCCUGGCUACGAGAUCUCUAGAGUGUCAAUAUCUGUCUUCCUCCACCACCUCGUCACAAAAUAUAGUUGGGAGCCUGCUGAACAGGAUAAGUUGGUCUUCUUUCCUACAACUCGAACGCAAAAACGAUAUCCCAUUUAUGUGCAUCGCCGAAAUCCAGCAGUGUAAAGAAAAGGGAGGGAGAUGCAAGUUUAGAGUAUAGGAGAGCUGUAAAGAAGAUUGAAAAAGAAAAAGAAGCUUACAUGUUCAAAUCCAAAUAAGAAGGCGGAAAAGAAAAACAAGAUAAAAAUAGUUGAGGAGAGGUAAAAUUGGUUUAUAUAUCAAUGAGAUUAAGCUGCUCAAGUUGUUCAGGAAGUGAAACGAGCAGUUACUCUUAAUUCUUUUGGUGACUAUGUUCAAUAGUAAACAAUGAAAAACUUACACCAUUGUACAUGUUUUUACCAAUUGCUAUUAGUUAGGCCUAAUUUCUUCUUUUUGGUCA
This is a messenger RNA of Chenopodium quinoa (quinoa), 2022 nucleotides long. Its product is annotated as cytochrome P450 90A1-like. NCBI's taxonomy places the organism in Eukaryota, Viridiplantae, Streptophyta, Magnoliopsida, Caryophyllales, Amaranthaceae. The coding region runs from base 291 to 1709 and encodes 472 amino acids. Gene Ontology annotation, biological process: sterol metabolic process; brassinosteroid biosynthetic process; multicellular organism development. Gene Ontology annotation, molecular function: heme binding; iron ion binding; oxidoreductase activity, acting on paired donors, with incorporation or reduction of molecular oxygen. The transcript has 8 exons. The record is from RefSeq and is a predicted model, not a curated record.